AUGGCAAUUGGGAAUGGAAAAGACGACUUAUUUGGCGACUUGAUUUCAGCUGUCAAGAUUGCGGUGCGAAACUCACGGCACCAUGUCAUCCAGUCCUGGUUCUGGAUUCCGGUUGGAAUCUUGGCGGUUCUGGCCGCCUGCUUUGGGGUCAACCAGAUUUUGAGGGUUGCGAGAAUCACUUUCCCAGCUUCUGUGGCCUGCCUGCUGGUUCUCUUGUUCACGUUGCUGCUUUCUGAGCGAUUUCUCGGAGAGCAUUGGACUCGCAAAUUUGUGAAUCUCAUCGAGAUACCGUGCGGAUGGUCUCUGCGGUGGAUCAAUGUUUUCUUCAGUCCGUCUUUCGUCUUGCUGCCUCUGAGUCCGCCGAUAGGAGCGGUCGAAGUGUUCAAAAUCAUCGCGGUAUUCGUCGUCGGGUAUCUUGUCGGGAUGGCGGUCACUGCAUACAUGGUUAGAGGACUACAGGUCGCCCUAGGGACUUCCAAACGAGCCAUGACGGAGCGUGCCGAGGAGUUGGGCGCAGAAAGUGACGAUAUCCCUAUGUCUGUCACACCAAGAGGCGGCGAAACUCCUACCCCCCUCACAAUAUCAGCAGUCCCGUCGUCGACCAACAUGCUUCUUCAGCCGCCACCGACAUCUCGAGCCCCCUCGCAAGCUUCCUCGCAAGCCCGUAGCGAAGAAUUGGCCCCGGAAGCAAGCUCUGAAGCAAACGGUGUCCUUGAACACGUGCCCUCCCUGUCAUCCCAAGCACCAGAGCCGUCCUCACGAUCAGCACUCUGGGCCGCCGAGCUCACGAGCCGCCUCCCUGCACUAAUUUACCUCUCCAUAUUUCUCUUCGUAGGAAUCCCCAUAUACUACGUCCUCGACUACGCUAUGCCCAUGCAACUUUCCUUCGCGGUACUAACCUACCUCGGCGCCCUCUCGAUCCCCUCCAACUGGCGCCAAUACCUUCACCCUGUGCUCGUAUCGGCGCUCUUCACCGCCAUCGGCCUCUGGAUCCUCGCCCUCAUCAAGGGGGGCACCCUCACCACCGCGCUCACUGAAUACAAAACUGGUGCUAAGUACCUUGCCCUGUGGGAGGGGGACCACAACCUCCCGGGUGCGGGAGACAUAUUCAGCAGUGUUCUAGAUGUUAGUAUCGUCGCCCUCGCUUUGCCGAUGUUCCAAUAUCGUCGCGAGCUGCGCCAACAUUUCUUCGCUAUUGUGGUGCCGAGCAUUGUCAUGUCAAUUGGUUCCCUGUUUGCCUACCCAUAUAUCUCGUGCAUUAUCGGGAUUUCCGCCGAAAGGAGUCUGGCCUUCGCGUCAAGGAGUUUGACGCUGGCGUUGGCAAUUCCGGCGACCGAUAGUCUGGGCGGCGAUCCGUAUACGGUUGCGGCGGUGGCGAUUACGAGUGGGAUUUUUGGGGCGUUGUUUGGGCAGAAGAUAUUGGCCCUGUUUAGGAUUCCAGAAGAUGAUUAUGUCACGAGAGGCGUUACACUGGGAGCCAACUCGUCAGCCAUUGCUACCGCUAUGCUGCUGCGAUCGGAUCCUCGCGCUGCUGCGUUGUCCAGUCUGUCGUUGAGCAUAUUUGGUACCAUCACAGUGUUGUUUGCGGCUAUUCCGAUUAUUGCGAACACGGUGAGGUUCACGGUGGGUUUACCGGCAUUAUAG
Messenger RNA from Pseudomassariella vexata, 1644 nucleotides. RefSeq names its product LrgB-like family-domain-containing protein. NCBI's taxonomy places the organism in Eukaryota, Fungi, Ascomycota, Sordariomycetes, Amphisphaeriales, Pseudomassariaceae. The record is from RefSeq and is a predicted model, not a curated record. The transcript is spliced from 5 exons. Bases 1 to 1644 code for a protein of 547 amino acids.